Morus notabilis is the source of this 1457-nucleotide messenger RNA. RefSeq names its product protein IQ-DOMAIN 1. Gene Ontology annotation, molecular function: protein binding. The transcript has 6 exons. Lineage: Eukaryota; Viridiplantae; Streptophyta; Magnoliopsida; Rosales; Moraceae. The coding region runs from base 36 to 1235 and encodes 399 amino acids. The record is from RefSeq and is a predicted model, not a curated record.
UCUAAUCUAUCAUCUCAGAAAAUAUUUCUCAUGAGAUGGGUAUCACUAGUGGGUUGGUUAGAAGCGUCUUCUCAAAGAACCGUGACAACAAUGUAAGGAGCAAUAUGGCUGAAAAGAGAAGAUGGAAGAACUCAGUUAGAUCAUACCUAUGUGGGGAUGAACAUAAAUCAGUCCUAUCAGAGGAAGAUUCUGCUUCGCAUGCGGAAACUUCACCCACACCACUCAAUUCAGUCCUUGCGGAGAAGGAUUCGGGUUCGGUUAUGAGCUUUGAAGGCAUAAUUCCAGAGCUAAAUUCAGUUCUUGAAGAUGAGGAAUCUGGUUCAGUUAAGAGCUCUGAGGCCACAGUUACACAACCAAUAGAAGAUGAGUAUUAUUAUUUACUACAAGUGCAAAAGCUUCACCACUUAGCCUCCAAAGACAUGAUGAGAGAGGAACAAGCGGCAAUAAUCAUACAGUCAGCAUUUAGAGGCUUUCUGGCUAGGCGUAAAAGUGAAGCAAUUAAGUGGAAGGGUGGUGAAAAUGAAAGUCCGAGUAGAGAGUCUCAUGGAACAUCAAUGGAAGUUCAAACAGGAAAUUCAGUGGAAGAUUUCUCUGCUCUAGAAGAAAGAACUGCCGUUCAACGCCGGGCACAACAGAAAGUCAGAACUCUGGUUAUAAAGGAAGACUGGGAUGAUAGCACAGUUAGCAGCAACAUAACCAAAAUGAGGAUACAGAACAGACUAGAGGCAUCCACCAGGCGCGAGAGAGCACUAGCAUAUGCCUUUUCACAACAGCUAAGACUCUGUUCGAAGAAAAGAGAGGCAAAAUUGAAUGACAAAGAACCCAACAUGGGUUGGAGCUGGCUGGAACGAUGGAUGGCGACGCGCUUCCCAGAAACAGCCCCGGUUGAAAGCCGCACAAGUAAGCCAGUGGAGCUAAUUUACAGGAACCAAAGAUUCAAAACCGGCAAAACAUUUUUCGAAAUAGCAGGGGAAGAAAAAGAGAGCUGUGGAUCAAAUGAAGUGUCUGUCUCAUUUGAUGGCAUCUCAGUAGCAAAUUGGAAAGAUGGUUCCAAGCCUACUAGAAAUAGGAAGACUAUUACGAUAAGAAAUGUAUCAAAGCGAAAGACAGUUCCAAGCAAUCACUGCCCAAAAGAUUAUACCAACACCAAGGUAAAAAAAGAAGGAACAUUCAAGGAGGACACUAGAGAUAAAAGGCACCAAGCAGAAAAGUCAGCAGUUGACAAUCAUGAGUGAAUAUCCUUCAAUCUAUAAGUUAUUGAUCUCCUCCAAAUUGGGAAAUAAGUAGAGUCUUGCCACACUUGUAAUGUUUCUGUUGUGUGAACUUUCUACCAUGAUACUGAACUCCCUUGUAGAGUGUUAUGAAUCCAAGUAAUUAUUUUAUUUAAAGUAAUCACUCAGCACUAGCCAGGAGCGCCAACUUGAAUUGCUAGGUAGCUGAACCCAUGUCAAAAAUAA